UCUCUCUCGCUGUUUCUCUCUUUGCACCGCAUUGUCUGUGUGAUCUUGAGCUUCAAUCAUCGACCUGCACCUCGAUUUUGUUUUACACAGCAAAAAAUUAACGACCCAUCUCAUCAUCUUCAGAAGCGCUGUAGAUUUGGUGGGGGAGCUCCGAUGGGGCAGUGGAAGCUGCUGUGAGUCCAAGCUGGUCUGACUGAGCAUUCCUUGUUUGUAUUCUGGUUUGUUGGAUUAGUGCCGGGGCAUCAUGUCCUUCGUUGUUGCUCAGAAUUUGGCGGACUCAUUGUUCCUGCCCCAGCUUCCGAAGAGUUUUUCGCAGUUGGGUUCCCCAGCUGGGGCAGGCUCAGAGAGAGUGACGUUCCGAACCAGUGUACAAGGCUCUGCGGUUCGGGGCAAACCAGACAGCAAGAGGAGCUUCUAUGAUUCGGCUGAGAGGAGUUAUGCUAGACGAGGGAGUUACUUUAGGAGGAAAGAUGACGCAGCCAAAGAGCUGGCUGUGGAGCGACAGAUGGGCGGGAAUACGGGCCGACGUAAGACAAUUAUGGAGAGUGCAGGGUACUUUAGAAUUUACAGGGUUGAGGUCCCCUUGGACAAGGACUCAGGGAAGGACAGUUAUGAGGUUUCGGAUGCUGUGUUAGAGUCGACUGCUGGAGCGCUUGGUUGCCAGCCUGAAAUGCUUCCACGUUCGGGUCUGACGGUAAUUCGCAAGUCGUUCGAUGCUCGCAAGGAUCUCAAGUUUGUGUACACAGUGGAGCUGGACAUAGAGGAAUGUAUGAAGCAAAAUCCGAAGAUUAAGCUAAUCUUGUCCAAGUUAGGUGUGAAGCCCGCAAGGCUUGAAUUCUCCAAAAUGCCGUGGGCGCCAUUGGACGUCGUUUCUGUUCUUGCACGCGAAGGAGAAACCCGAGUAGCCUCCUCUAGUACUGAAUUGGCAGCUGAAGGUGAUGCACAAUUUCAGGGCCCUGAUUUGGAACAGAGGGGGACCUCGAAUGCCUCAACUACAGGCCGUAGAUCUGGUCAUGAAAUGGCAAAAGUUGUAGUGGUGGGAAGCGGACCAGCAGGAUUGUUUGCUGCUUUAGUGCUUGCCGAAAGUGGAGCGAAAGUUACACUUGUGGAGAGGGGACAACCUGUGGAAGGUCGGGGCAAAGACAUUGGCGCUCUCAUGGUUCGUCGUUUGUUGAAUGCAGAAAGUAAUCUCUGUUACGGAGAGGGAGGAGCGGGGACUUGGAGUGAUGGAAAAUUGACUACUCGCAUCGGAAAGAAUGGUGGCAGUGUGCAAGCUGUGUUAGCGACUCUGGUCCGCUUCGGAGCUCCAGCCAGUAUACUCAUGGAUGGGAAGCCCCAUGUCGGGACGGACCGGCUUAUCCAUAUCCUACGGUCCUUUCGUCAGCACUUGAGCGCUCUUGGUGUUACACUUCUCUUUGGAACUAGAAUGGAUGAUCUCGUUGUUCGUGACGGGCGCUUAGUGGGUGUUCAUGUAUCCCCUGUGUCCGAAAACUCUGAAAGUGCUUGUCCAACUAUUCUCGAAGCUGAUGCUGUUGUCCUUGGUGUGGGCCACUCUGCCCGUGAUGUUUAUUACAACCUCCAGAGUCACGAUGUCCUCAUGACUCCGAAGGAUUUUGCUGUUGGAUUCCGUGUUGAACAUCCCCAAGAGCUCAUAAAUGAAAUACAGUACCACAAAUGGGCCUCCGAAGUGCAACGUGGGAAAGGCAAACUCCCCGUUGCUGAUUACAGAGUUGCCAUGAAUAUCAAAGAAGAUGAGGUUCUUAGUCGUGGGUGUUAUUCUUUCUGCAUGUGCCCAGGUGGCCAGAUUGUGCCAACCAGCACUGAUGAGUCCGAGCUGUGUAUCAAUGGUAUGUCUUUCUCAAAGCGGUCAUCGAAGUGGGCGAAUUCUGCUCUCGUAGUUACUGUACCAUCGGCGGACUUCGAUCCCUUGAUUGGGGAGCAUGGUCCACUUGCAGGCAUUGCGUUUCAGAGGGCGCUGGAAAGAGAUGCAGCAAUCCUUGGAGGAGGCAAGCUUGUAGCCCCUGCACAAACCAUCCCAGACUUCAUGGAGGGCAAGCUGUCAGGAAAUGAAUUGCCGUCUUCCAGUUAUCGACUUGGUGUUCGAGCUGCUCCUUUGCAUGAGCUAUUACCAUCGCACCUCACUCGCGCCUUGAGAGAGGCUCUACUCGCCUUCAAUGACCAAUUACCUGGAUUCAUAACGGAGCAUGGCCUGCUUCAUGCGAUUGAGACAAGAACCAGCUCUCCUGUACGAAUUGACCGUGAUAAGGAUACCUACGAAUGUGUGUCGCUACCGGGUCUUUUCCCUGUUGGUGAGGGAGCUGGAUAUGCUGGCGGUAUAGUGAGUGCCGCUGUUGAUGGAAUGCACGCUGGAUUAGCCAUCGCCAAGAUCUUCAACCCGUCUUCGUCAGACCUUGGGCGGAGCCUUCAAAUCACCGAAGACUAGUCUUAAGCUUCCAUUCAACCUGCAGUCUCUCACUCUCAAUAGAAUUAUGUCCAGCACCGAAGCUGUUAGGAAUUAUAGCUGCUGCUUUGGUGAUCCAUCUCUCAAGCUUUUGGAAUGAAUCUUCAUUGAAGGUAAUUUAACUCAUAACAUGAGCUAUGCCUUGAAAGAAAGACAGUCGUUUGGUUUGUAGCAUCCAUGAAGAAUUAGUACCUGCCUGACAUGCUCUUCUACCAAAAAUUGUAAAUCAUCCAUGGUGUUUAUGAUGCCAUCAAAAUAUUAUGGCAUAUGCUUUGAAGAGAUCAGCAUAAUUCAUGAAAAACAUUAAAAUCUAGAAUGCUGUAGAACUCCUUGUGUUUUGAAUAAUUGUGUAGGACUUAUAUUUAUAUUUAUCUUAUAAAGUCAAAUAUCCGCCAUUUUUUA
Molecule: messenger RNA, 2863 nt
Organism: Physcomitrium patens
Lineage: Eukaryota; Viridiplantae; Streptophyta; Bryopsida; Funariales; Funariaceae
Source: RefSeq, a predicted model, not a curated record